UCAGGGCACAUUUUGCUGCGAACCAGUGUCCCAAGUAGAGAUCUAGCUGUGGAGUGGAGUGGAUCGGUGCGCAGCUCGGCGUGAGAUGUGGUCUGCUGUCUCUGGGGAUGGUUAAUUGUACACUCGCUAAAUAGUGGCAGUGCUUGAAGAGGUGGACGUGUUUGGACGUGAACUGAUACCUCAUUCAUUGCGUUGGUUGCUCCGGCUGGAUCCUCCUGGACGGCUUUCGUUUGGACAUUUGCUCGCUUCGCCUCGCCUCGCCCGCCUUCAUUUGCUCAUAACUCGGAGAGAGCUGCAGACAUGGCGCAAAGUGCAGCCCGGGCAGGGUAGCGGGCGCUGCUGACCAACGAGCGCGAGGCCGUAGCGCGCGGGUUCCGGGGAUUUAAACCGGCCUGCGUUCGAAACCGCCGCCAUGAGCAACAUCUACAUCCAGGAGCCGCCCAGCAGCGGGAAGGUUCUUUUGAAGACCACAGCAGGAGACAUUGACAUUGAAUUAUGGUCAAAAGAGGCACCAAAAGCAUGUAGAAACUUUAUUCAACUCUGCAUGGAAGGUUAUUACGAUAACACAAUAUUUCAUAGGGUUGUGCCCGGUUUUAUUGUUCAAGGAGGGGAUCCUACCAAAAAUGGAACUGGUGGUGAGUCGGUAUUUGGGAAGCCAUUUAAGGAUGAAUUUCAUUCUCGAUUACGUUUUAAUAGAAGAGGACUGGUUGCUAUGGCAAAUGCUGGACCUCAUGAUAAUGGCAGUCAAUUUUUCUUUACAUUGGGUCCUGCAGAGGAACUUAAUAACAAGCAUACUAUCUUUGGAAAGGUGACUGGUGACACUAUUUAUAAUAUAUUAAGAUUAGCAGAAGUAGAAAUUGAUAAAGAUGAACGACCACUCAUUCCUCACAAGAUUAAAUCAACAGAGGUGCUGCACAACUGCUUUGAUGAUAUUGUUCCAAGAAUAUUGAAAAAACACAAGAAGGAGAAGCGUGAUGAAGAAUUGAAAAAACCUCAUUCGAAAGGCACAAAAAAUUUCAGCUUGCUUUCCUUUGGCGAAGAAGCAGAGGAGGAAGAGGAGGAAGUAAACAGAGUUAGUCAGAGUAUGAAAGGAAAAAGCAAAAGCAGUCAUGAUUUAUUGAAGGAUGAUCCACGGCUAAGCUCUGUACCAGUUGUUGAAAGUGAACUGGCAAUAAUGAAGACACAAGUUGCAUCCGACAAGGAAGAAGAUGAUGAUUCUGACAAUGAAGAAUGUGAACAAAUAAAAGGACAGAUAACUAAGAAAUUGAAGAAAGAUCAAAAUGAGGAUGUUAAACCACAGCUUGAAGAUAAUAUUGAUGAUGAAGAAAAAAAGAAACUCAGCCGCAGUGAAGAGCUACGCAAGGAAGCACGUCAGUUAAAACGGGAACUUUUGGCAGCAAAAUUGAAAAAGACAGACGUUCUUAAAGAAGAAACUGAAUCAAAAGUUGCAGAGACUGAACCAGCUCCAAAUAGUGCACUGACAGACUAUCUAAAUGAAAGGAAGAAAUAUGAAGAAAUACGCAGACAAAAGCCAAAGAAAGGACCAACCCGUGAAGAGCAGACAUUGGCAUUGCUUGAUCGAUUCAAAUCGAAGCUUACUAAAGCAAUCUCAGAAACUCCAGAGGAAGAUGUAGUUCAACCAGAAGGGGAAGAUGAUGAAGGCUGGAUGUCCCAUGUCCUUCAGUUUGAAGAACAAACAAGAAAAGUAAAAGAUGCAAACAUGCAAGAUGAAGACACAUUUGAAAUACAUGAUCCUCGGAAUCCAGUGAAUAAAAGAAGAAGGGAGGAAAGUAAGAAGAUCAUGAAAGAGAAAAAAGAGAGAAGAUGAGCCUUAGCAAUCUAAAAUUAGAAACUGCAUACUUAUGAUAAAUUCUUACAACGUCAUUCAAUGUCUGCUAAUAUUUAAGCAGCUUGAUGCAGUCCACAAUGGUACAAAUUUGCAUGAUGAAUCUGAUUGAAAUAAAACAUUUUCUAUCGUUUUUUUCUUCAAAAAGCUAAAAAUAAAUACAUUUUAUUAGCAGUU
Molecule: messenger RNA, 2023 nt
Organism: Leucoraja erinaceus (little skate)
Lineage: Eukaryota; Metazoa; Chordata; Chondrichthyes; Rajiformes; Rajidae
Gene: cwc27
Product: CWC27 spliceosome associated cyclophilin
Exons: 14
Coding region: 413-1828 (471 amino acids)
Biological process (GO): protein peptidyl-prolyl isomerization; protein folding
Cellular component (GO): catalytic step 2 spliceosome
Molecular function (GO): peptidyl-prolyl cis-trans isomerase activity
Source: RefSeq, a predicted model, not a curated record